Paraglomus brasilianum is the source of this 1203-nucleotide messenger RNA. NCBI's taxonomy places the organism in Eukaryota, Fungi, Glomeromycota, Glomeromycetes, Paraglomerales, Paraglomeraceae. The record is from the annotation of a GenBank genome assembly.
AUGAGACGUCGUCUUGUCAGCAAGAAAGUGAAGAGCGCUUUGAUGGUUAAUUAUACCAGAGCAGCUGGGAUAGUGGCCCUUAGGGACAUUAAAAUUGAUCUCAAGAAUGCACCACAACAAAGGAGGGGACUGUUUGGCAGAAGGGUAAAGAUAGCAGCAACCUUCGAAUUAGGUAAUAGAAAGCUCGAAACAAUAAAGGUUUCCCUAGAUGAAACAAAGGCGGUGCAGGGGUUUGAACAUAUGUUGUUUGAGUUACAUCCUGGUCCACCUUCCACUCCAAUAUCGACUAUUCUCUCUGUGGUUUGCUUCAAUGCCAACGGGAAAGGUAUGGAUGCAAUUCUGGGAGAAUGCAAAGUAGAUCUCGCCAAAUAUCGUAUUUUAGAUGAUCUAUUCCCCGUUGUCGUUGUUGAAAAUUUAAACAAUUAUGGUGAAAUGGUUGGCCAGGUCCGUUUUCAAAUGGUUCUUAUGCUGCCGGGUCCUCCGCGGACUCUCUCUCAGGAUGUAUUGUCAUCAGAUUUAAAAGGACAUCGUAUUGCCAUGGCCGUCAUACGCAAUAUUAAAAGUCGUCGGAUGAUCCGACACGACAUGCAUCUAGAGUUUGCUCUAUCGGGGCCUGGCGAUAAUGAGACGUAUACAACCCAUCCUUUCUGGAAAGUAUCCGAUCGGGAAUGUACACGUCCGAUAGUUAUGGACUUGGUAGCUUCUGGGGAUGUGGUGCUGACUGUUAGGUGUAAAACACCCGGGUUCAGACUAAUUUCUACGGCUGUUAGUCGAAUUUUUUCGAAUCUAUCUGUUUGGGCUGAACUCGUCAAUGGUUCAUUUACUGAUGGUCGCGGCGUUAAUAUUGGUCAAGUAAGGUUUCUAGUGGACGGCGGAACUGCGGGUGAUGCUGAAAUCGAACUAUCUAUUCAUUCCCUGGCGACUUGGGACGCGAUUCUUGGGGAUGACGGAUGCCGCUCUUUCGACCAGCCAGAGAGGUCUAUGGCAAUGCCCUCUUGUCGGAGUGGUGGUAACGACUCUGAAGUAGGUUCGCGAAGGCCAGUGUCUGAAAGGAGGACUAAAAGCGUGCGCUACAUGCUUGGAGACGAACCGGUUAAUUAUCCGAGAAAUGAUAUCGACUAUUCUCCGAACCGUGAACCUUCAAGAGGGAUACUCAGAAGUGCCACCGAGCCUACUAAACGUAGAGGUGAACAAUGUUUGUAA